GCGCUGAGGGCGGCGCGGGCGCCAUUUUGUGCUCAGCCCCCGGAGGAAGCAGCGGCGGCGGCGGCGGGAGCGCAGCGGUGCCCGGAGCGCGCGAUUUUUUUGAGCCGGCGGCGACCGCCCCAGCAUGGCCAGCAACGUGACCAACAAGACGGACCCGCGGUCGCUGAACUCGCGGGUGUUCAUCGGGAACCUGAACACGCUGGUGGUGAAGAAGAGCGACGUGGAGGCCAUCUUCGCCAAGUACGGCAAGAUCGUGGGCUGCUCCGUGCACAAGGGCUUCGCCUUCGUGCAGUACGUCAACGAGCGCAACGCCCGCGCCGCCGUGGCCGGGGAGGACGGCCGCAUGAUCGCCGGGCAGGUGCUGGACAUCAACCUGGCGGCCGAGCCGAAGGUGAACCGGGGCAAGGCGGGGGUGAAGCGCUCGGCGGCCGAGAUGUACGGGUCAGUACCCGCCCCCCCGUCACCGUCCCCCCUCGUCAGGUCCUCGUUCGACCUCGACUACGACUUCCAGCGGGACUACUAUGACCGGUACCAGUAUAAACCAGUUCAGACCGGGAUGUACAGCUACCCCGCCCGCGUGCCGCCCCCGCCCCCCAUCGCCCGCGCCGUGGUGCCCUCCAAGCGCCAGCGCGUCUCCGGCAACACCUCGCGGCGCGGCAAGAGCUUCAACAGCAAAUCCGGGCAGCGCGGCUCCUCCUCCAAGUCGGGAAAACUGAAAGGCGACGACCUGCAGAGCAUCAAGAAGGAGCUGGGGCAGAUCAAGGCCAAGGUGGACGCGCUGCUGGAGAGCCUGGAGCGGCUGGAGCGGGAGCAGAAGGCCAAGAGCGAGAAGGCCGAGGAGGAGCAGGGCGGCAGCGGCUCCAAGAAGGACGAGGCGAGCGGGGCCAAGGCCGAGGGCGGCAACGAGGACUCGGCCGAGGAGGGCGACCUGCUGGACGACGACGAGGCCGAGGAGAGGGGGGACGAGCAGACCAGUGCCCUGAGACUCGCCUCCAGUGCGCACCAGUCACCUCCCAGUAGCCCCCAACUCUGUCUGGGGGCGGGGGAGGGGCGGCCGCGCCCCCCCUCCCCCCCCUGACCGCCUGCCCCUCCCCCGU
Catharus ustulatus (Swainson's thrush) is the source of this 1097-nucleotide messenger RNA. RefSeq names its product heterogeneous nuclear ribonucleoprotein C (gene HNRNPC). The coding region runs from base 125 to 1078 and encodes 317 amino acids. The record is from RefSeq and is a predicted model, not a curated record. Gene Ontology annotation, cellular component: nucleus. The transcript is spliced from 9 exons. Lineage: Eukaryota; Metazoa; Chordata; Aves; Passeriformes; Turdidae. Gene Ontology annotation, molecular function: RNA binding.